GUCAUGCCGACUAUUGUACGAGUGUAGAUCUCGAACGGUGGUGAGGCGGGGUCGCUCAUCACUAGCUAGCUAGCUAGCUGGAUCUCCUCGCUCCCGCAGGCCAAGAGGGGAAGCGAUCAUCUGGUCAUGAGCACCGGGGACGCCCCUGAGCUUCCGAUUCUAAUGGUGAAGACUGCUGCAGCUUCACCUCGCGGCCUCUCAAGAGCAGCGGAGAUCUCCAAAAUUCGAAGGUGGAUCUUUUUCUUCUUCGGCAGCCGUUUGUUUGAAGAGUCCAUUCUGCUCCUGCUCCUGCUGCUCCUCCUCCUCCUCCAGCCAAGUCUUCGGACCGCUUCCCCGUUCUCAUUUACGAUCUCGCCCCCCCUCCUCGUGCUCCCGCUCCUGCUGCUGCCAAGUGGGAUCCGGACGUCUGCGUUAUGAUUGCCGAAAGCUAGCGCGCUUACGUCACCUGCCAUCACCUCUCGUUGCCCUCGCUUGGUCUUUCCCUUCGCUUCCGUUCUCUUUCGUGUGCUCAUCCCAUCCCAUCCCAUCCCAUCCCCGCUGGGUUCGACUUCCAGUCGUUGAGCCCUGCGGUGCGUCGCCUCAAACUGCGCUGCGUGCCGCUCUCGAUUUUCUCCGGCCGCACUGGAGAUAAGGCAGACCUGCGUCUCAGCCUGCCGCAGGAUUACAACGGCCGGAUUGUUCGCGGAAGCUUCACGGACUUUUGCAUGCUUUCUGAACAUUCGAAAGUUGGCAUUGGCCUGUCAGAGAGACUUUCCACAUCUCGCAGAAAGAGAGAGAAAGAGAGGGCGAGCGGCGAGCGCAAGAGAGCAGCGGAGGGGUGUCUGGUCUGUCCGUCCGUAUGUCUGUCUGUCUGUCAGUCAUCAAGCCUGAUGGCCGGGGGUGCAUGAUUAUCAGGGCCGUAAGCGGGAUCAUUCGUCAUUCGUCAUUAGUAGACUAGCUGGUAAGAUCGUAAAGACAAGCGAUCAUUUCCACGGCCGCGCCGCCUCUCCUAAAAAGCUUAGCGUAUCCAACCAGCAUCAGCAGCGCUAGCGGCCGGUUUGCUACAGCAUUUUCCCCGCGAAGAUAGUAAGUGCGCUGCGCUGCGUCUCGAGCCGCUUUGCUCGCACACCCCGAGUGCGGGCUUGAGGCACCGACCUUUGCCUUAUUCGACUCGCCGGCGGUGCACCGACCGGGGGCUUAUAUAGUAGUCUCGACAUUCCACAUCCUUUCCAAUCGCCUCGACAUUUUUUGGCAAAUCCCUCGCGACCUCUGCAAGCAUUUCAGACUGGAUUGGAUCAACAAUCCCAAGCGGGCCAGGAUGGUCACGCCGAGUGACCAUCCGGGAGAUGAUCCGGGAGAUGAUCCUUGCACCGAAUUAGUCCUGUGUAAUCUCAAGGGCGAUUUCGGUGCGGUCGCCCUCGCGUGCAAGAUGGAGAUCGACUCGUCAGACGCUUUGGAUCCCUUGACGCAGCUCAGGUUGUGCACGAUGAUGGACGAAGGGGCGACGAUGGAAUCCAAGUGCAAGCAGACGCGGAGCGAGGCCGAGCUUCGGUCGACUUUGUGGAGCGCCUUGCCGGUGGAGAUUUUGGACCUCAUCCUGCAACGCGUUCCCGUCGAGACUCUCAUGAAGUGGCGUCGGGUCUGCAGACACUGGAGCUCCGCCAACAUGUCGUCUUACAUUACCGACACCAGACUGCACGACUCCGAAACUCUGCCCGUCGUUCGAAUCACCAGAAGCUCGUUUCGAUUCAAAAAGUCGGAUCACAAAUCUUUCGAGGUGGACACUUUCAAUUCAACGCGCGGAACGUGGGGAAAGCUCUUUCUAGGUUCCUUGGUGGCGCAUUUGUCCGCUCAGAGGGAAACUUUGGGCGAAUUUAGAUUCAUGACUGCAGGAGGCCUGGUGUUUGUGGUUUCCCGUAGCACUCGGCCGGACUCGCGUCUGGACAUCGCCGAGAGUGUCGAGGAUUUGAUUAUGACCGUUUACAACCCGGUGACGAGGAAGUGGAGGCAAAUUGAAGUGCCUUUCUGCACAGCGCAGGACCCACAGGUGAGCGCCCAAAAUCCGAAGAAGGUGCGGGUGAAUGCGGUGGGGAUGGUGGUCGAUAGGUUGCGGAGUAAGUAUUCGGUCAUAGCUGCUUGUUACUUCACGAACGAUGUGCAAAUUCUCGUGUACGAUUCGGUGAGUCGGUCUUGGGAGGACGGGGGGAAAAUUCCGUCGCAUUUCUCGCGUGGGUGUCUGGAUUUCAUCUACUCGGCCAUCUCGUCAGAAGGCAGGUUGUUCUUUCUCAAGAGGAGGCUGGUUUCGGCUCACGCCAGGGAGUACAAGGCGCAAAAGCGAAAUCCGCGGAUGCUAGAAUACAAUGUCGCCGAGAAAAGCUGGAGGGAGGUGACGUUUUUACCCAAGCACACAGGUGCAGGUAGGCCAUACCUAGUGGAAAAUAGAGGGGAUGUGUUGUACGUGGCGCGAGCGUCGUGGACGAAGAAGAGGGUUCGAUACAAUACCUGGUUUUUCUACAAGUUGAAGAGCAGGGUUGCGGACGGACCAGCAGCCUUGGCGUUGACUUGGGAGAAGGUGGGAGAGAUGCCCAUCGAGCUGCACGAGACAUUGAACAAGAGGAUCAAUCAAGGCGGAUUUUACACCUACGCUAUCGAAAUGUCGAUUGCGGGAAGCGGAGAUCGUAUAUACUUCUCCGGACCCGCACCCGUUGCCGAGCAGACUACUGUCGGGGCGAUGAUAUGGCGUGUUCUUGUACAUGAUUUGAAGGCGAAUACGUGGGAUUGGCUGCCGGACUACGUCCUCGAAGAUGGCAGACCGAGUCUGAACGUGGGCGAAUCUCUGUUGGUCACAUUGGAGCCAUCAUUCAUGAAAGUGUGAAUACAACCUUGCGUGACAUGCGAUCUGCCUUUACGAAUGGCCGAUUCUGGCCACAACUUUCGCACGGCAAGAUGGGCCUCUCCUCACGGGAUUUUUGCGAGAGCGAGAGCGAGCAGCGGGGUCACAGCCGCGCAACAAACAGCCAGAGAGUUGCCCUUCAUGUCCGUUCACGUGCAAUCGAUCUUUAGAAACUAAUCACGCAAUUUUGAAACGCGGGAUUUUGCCCAGAGUUUACGAAAUUCUGAAUGUUGGUGCGUAGAGUUGACAAGGUUUUUUCCCUUACGACUACCGAAUUCAUAGUGGUCUAACGCCUACAAUCAAUAUUUUGGCCUGUCUCUCAGAACCAUCUCAGAUAUAGAAUUCGGCGGAUGCAUAAGAUAGUCAGUCGGUACUUGGUUAGUUUAGGUAUCGUAGGUUUGAAUUAGUCAGACAAUUGAUCUGGAAAACCAGAUCCAUUAAAAGUGUAGAUUUUCAGCGUAGAUCUAGAGGUUGAGUCACCCCAGGGAAGCUCUUCAGUGGGUUCACAGAACGAUUCAGCAAAUAUACAAGACGAAGAUCCCAAAUCAAGGGAUGAGCGUUAGAUGAC
Marchantia polymorpha subsp. ruderalis is the source of this 3440-nucleotide messenger RNA. The record is from the annotation of a GenBank genome assembly. NCBI's taxonomy places the organism in Eukaryota, Viridiplantae, Streptophyta, Marchantiopsida, Marchantiales, Marchantiaceae.